Messenger RNA from Saccharomyces cerevisiae S288C, 2871 nucleotides. It is a transcript of the gene GTA1, whose product is annotated as Gta1p. Bases 1 to 2871 code for a protein of 956 amino acids. The transcript has a single exon. Lineage: Eukaryota; Fungi; Ascomycota; Saccharomycetes; Saccharomycetales; Saccharomycetaceae. The record is from RefSeq and is marked reviewed.
AUGCCAGUCUCUGUAAUAACCACGGUUUUAGCAUGUCUGUGGCUCUCUUAUAGGCUCUAUAAGUUUCUCACUAUUCCUGUGUCCAGCAUCGUCUCCACUUUGAAGAUCAAAACUCCACCGGCAACAAAAGUGUCUAUCGACAAAAUAGCCACGGAUUCAGUGACCAUUCAUUGGGAGAACGAACCUGUAAAAGCGGAGGACAAUGGCAGUGCGGAUAGAAACUUCAUUUCCCACUAUUUGUUGUAUCUGAAUAACACACAAUUGGCUAUCUUCCCAAACAACCCAAACUCCCUUUACACAUGCUGCUCCAUCACGGGUCUCGAGGCGGAGACGCAGUACCAGUUAGAUUUUAUAACGAUUAACAACAAGGGCUUUAUCAAUAAGCUACCCUCCAUUUACUGUAUGACGAAGGCGAGAGAGGCGAAUGAAGCGUUAAAGACUAGAAAAUGGAGAAGAAACACCAUCACAUCGUCCACAGCUAUGCAGCCCAGAAACUCCAAGUCCGAACCCGCCCCGUUGCCCUCUCACUACUCCUCUGUUUCCCUGUCUACUUUCUCAUCCAAUAUUACUAAUAGCGCCACCAGCAAUAAUGGUUCAAAUCUACCCGCUUACACAUCUUUGACUACGUUGAAGGAUUUGGAUUCGUUUUCCAUCGAUGAUCUGAAAAAGAUACUGAUUUGCGCCCAGGAGGACUUACACGAUGUGUUGUCCCAACAAACUUCGCUUUUGCAAGAUUUUCAAGAAUCGAAGUUAGAAUUAGAACUAGAACUGGAUAACUUGAAAACACAUUGGUCGCACGAAAUUGACUUGCGGAAAUCCUUGAAAUCCAAUAUCAAGUCAUUGGAGAAUUCUAAACUAUUGACCGAUUUGAAAAUCGAAAAAUUGAACAAGAAAAUCGACAAAUCCAAGGAAAAAAUAUCGAAAAUGCGCAAUGAUAUGCAGAAAUGGUCUCAGGAAGAUACCGAGCUGUUGUCUAAGGAUACCAUAAAGGAGAAAUAUUUCAAAUUGCUAAAUGAAUCCAAUGCCUCUGUGGCCAAUAUCAACAAAGAAAUUGAGUCUUUACAAAAUGAAAUUUCCAAGAUGGAGGAGUCUAACAAGAGAUUGAACGCCUCCAAAAAAUCAUUGAUUACUUCCAUAGUGGUGAAUGCCAAUGUGGAAAACGAUAAACCUAUUGCUAGCGGAGAAUUGUCGGCUGUUUUGAAGAAGCUCAAUGAUUUUACUUUAGAAAAAAAUGGAUUUUUAAGUAAUGCUGGUGAAGAGUUUCUAUCCAAAUUGAAUGCAGACUCAUCAUUGAUUAAAAUGAUUAAGCAAGAGCUAAGCAUUGAUCAAGAAUUGGAGGCCAACUGGAAAUUGCAGAGGUCAAAUUUGUUGAAGAAAAUUAGUGCUUUAGAAAACCAAUUUAAUGAAAUGAGCCUUAAUAAUCGGAAUUUGAAAACAAAAUUAAUGGUUCAACCAUAUAAGAAUAACGGUGAUUCGCUUGCUGCCACCAAUUCGAAUAAUUCCGCGGAAAAAAACAGAAGUUCUGGAUCGAUUCAAUUACCAUUAUCCAACAACAUGUCAAGAACGGGGUCCAUUGAUUUAAUAUCGAAUAAUAACAAAAGUAUUAACAACAGUAAUGCUGAUUCUGCUCCUCCGUUGAGGUUGCACAAUCCAGUUUCGUACUCUCCUUCGAAUGAACCCAUACAACCUUCAAGCAGUCUAUUGAGUCAAUUGACACAGGACACCGAUAAUCGAUCAAUGCUCUCCAAUCACAUCUCAUCGAACAACGAAAACAAGCAACAGCCUUCUUCAUAUUCACAUGCUUUACCUACAACUGCUACUGCUAAUGCAACAGCAACAGCAACAGCAACUAAUGGUCACUCAAGGUCAAAUUUAUGGACCACCGCACAAUUCGCUCAACCUUCGCAUCAACAAGUAUCUACAGAAUUGGAUCAAGCUUUUGAAUACGAUAAUGCAAACCACUUAAUCAGUGGUUUGCAAAAUAUGAUCUACGACGAAACAGACUAUCCUGAUAACAUAAGCAAUUAUUCCAAGGGUUUUACUACAGACGAACUUGACAAUUACUGGACUAAGCAGCAACCCCAGGUGCGCAGCACAAAUGAAAGUCUUUUCUCUACGACUGGAACACCUAUGUCAUCAUAUAAGGCUAACCCAGUAAUAUCUCCAUAUUCUAGUUCUCAUUUGCGACAAACCUCCAACGCAACCAAUACGAAUCCUAUGCAUCCACAGAGUCUACUCGCCGCUACAUUGAAUGAUCCUUCAUUACAAAGUUUUGUACGCAGUGGUUCUUUCUACAGUGCUCCGCAACCUGCAAACUCCUUACAGAACAAUAUCAAUGGCAAUGAAACCGAGAACAUUAGUCCAAGGAUAUCAAGUGACUUCAAUUUAUUGGUGCCAAACUUGAGCCCACGACUCUCAAACGAUGUGCCCAUUGUUCCAGGCAAUAACACUACUUUAACACCUUCACACUCGAACAUAUUAACAAUGAACCAUCAACCAACGGCGGAUAACAUUACACGAAGAUCUUUCCAUGCCUCUUCACCACCUUUCAACUCCAUAUGGAAUUCAAAUACAAAUCAACUUUCUCCUCCAUUGGAGGAGCAGUAUCACCUCGAUGUGCCUGUGGGUCCAAAGGUUCCCGCUAAAGAACCAAGCCCUAAGCCUUCUCACAAGAGGAACCAAAGUAACAGCAGCAUUUCUUCUGCAUGGUCCAAGUUUAAGCACAAGUCUGCAUCAUCACCUGCUAAUGCGGACACGGAUAUUCAAGAUUCAUCAACUCCAUCAACUAGUCCAAGCGGUAGAAGAAUGUCAAAACUGUUGUCCAAGAGCGGUAUGAAUAAUCUAUUUAACCCGCACAGUCACGACUCAUGA